Ricinus communis (castor bean) is the source of this 1079-nucleotide messenger RNA. Its product is annotated as transcription factor MYB27. The record is from RefSeq and is a predicted model, not a curated record. Gene Ontology annotation, cellular component: nucleus. The coding region runs from base 192 to 929 and encodes 245 amino acids. Lineage: Eukaryota; Viridiplantae; Streptophyta; Magnoliopsida; Malpighiales; Euphorbiaceae. Gene Ontology annotation, biological process: regulation of DNA-templated transcription. Gene Ontology annotation, molecular function: sequence-specific DNA binding; DNA-binding transcription factor activity. The transcript is spliced from 5 exons.
AUGGAAAGAAAAGAAAUCUGCAAACAGCAUCAGGCAUCAGCAUUAGAUUAGAAGUAGAAGUAGUUUGAAAAUAAUGCCAAACUUGGUGAUGCACAUAAGGGUACUAAAUGGGUAUAUGAUUAAAGACAUCUAUUUAGUUUGAACUCAUGUAAACUAAAUGUGGAGUUCCCACAAAUUAGUGUUAUCCACGUAUGUUGCCCAUGAGUGCAACAAUGGCUUUUCAAGUGGCAUCCAAUCAAGGAGAAAAAUUGCGUAAAGGGCCUUGGGUUGAGGAAGAAGAUGAGCAACUAGUAACUUUUGUGACCAUUUUUGGAGAUAGAAAAUGGGAUUUCAUCGCAACAGCAUCUGGCCUAAAGAGGAGUGGCAAGAGUUGCAGGCUGCGUUGGCUAAAUUAUCUUCGACCCAAUCUCAAGCGGGGUCACAUAAGUCCUGAAGAAGAGCAGAUUAUCAUCCAACUGCAUGAGCUCUGGGGUAACAAGUGGGCAAAGAUUGCUAGAAGAUUGCCAGGAAGAACUGAUAAUGAGAUCAAGAACUACUGGAGAAGUCAUCUGAAAAAGAAAAUAGAAGCUCAAGAAGGAAAUUUUCAGUGUAAAGCAGACAAUGCAAAAAAAGAUUUCUUGUAUCAGAAAGGUGAUACUGGUUCCUGGAAAUCUCACAUGGAAGAUUAUAAAUCUAUCAAAGAUAAUAUAGUGAUGAGUGAUUCUCCCUUGGAGCAGUAUGAGUUAUCAAGUUUGACAUACUUGAAUUCACCGUAUGAAACUAGGAUAUAUGAUUGGAUGUCAAUGUUAUCAAAUGAGCAAAGCGGAAUGAAAAUUCAUGGGGAUUGUGGCGGUUUUGGUUCCUGUUACUGUUAUCUGAUGAAAUGGAACGCUGAAGAUGGUGAUUCUAGCAUGUUGGAUACCUUGGGUUCUCUAUGGAAUAUGAACUGAGGCUUUUCACAUUUGAUUAAGAGAACUUCAAACUGUAGAAUAGACAUGUUAUUUCCUCGUAGCUAUGUCUGCUGAAUACCAACUUGUCCAUAUCAUUUCAAGUGUCACUUAUCCUCCAGAAUUGUGCAUUUCUGUUAUUCUUCUUGCUAA